GGGGGCGGGAUCAGCCCUGAGGUAACAGUUGCAGGGAGCCAGUGUGGCGAGGAGAGGCCUUGCUGGGAGACAGGGCUGCUGUUGUGGAUUUGGGGCCCUGGGUGCUUCUCUUCUUCCCUUGCCUUUCUUGUCUUCUUUCUGAUUUUGUCUUCUCUCUUUUCCUGCCUCACAGAAAAUGAAUGACUUCCACCUUGAUUUUAGCCCACUCAAGGAGCCCUUGGCUUUCAUCAAGCUUCUUGAAUGGCUCUUUUCUGUUUGUGUAUUUGCAACCUGUGGCACAUAUAAAGGGGAGACUACAGUUCUAGUCUCCUGUGGAGAGCAUGUGAAUAGAACAGUUACAGCUGAUUUUGCCUAUCCUUUCAGAUUGAAUGAAGUUAAAUUUACUUCUCCAGAUCCAACCCAAUGUGCUGGUACUUGGACUGACUUUUACCUUGUAGGCAACUUCUCCACAACAGCACAGUUCUUUGUAACGUGGGCUGUUUUAAUAUUCUUGUACUGCUUGGCAGCUCUGGUGCUGUACCUGGGUUAUAUGCAUCUGUAUCAGAACAUCAGUGCAAUCCCAAUGUUGGAUUAUGUCUUCACACUCUGUGCUACUUUUCUGUGGCUGGUCAGCACUGUUGCCUGGGCAAAGGCCCUUGUGGAUAUCAAAGUGUCAACUGGACCACGCAUUGUGGGAGAAAUGUCCUCUUGCAAACUACCAGGCUCUUCCUGUGUAUUUGUUUCUGUUAGCAGCAUGAGAAGUUUGAAUGUGUCUGUGGUGUUUGGUUUGGUCAACUUUUUUCUGUGGGGAGGAAAUGCUUGGUUUGUACAUAAAGAGACAAGCCUACAUAAACCAAAUGGUAAUUCCCCAAACUCUGGGUUGUAUCCACCUGCAUCAGGAAUCUAAAUGGGAGAUGUCGCCUCCUAGCAAAACAGCCAGCCAUCUGAAAACCCCUGUAGUAAUUUGUUUUUGAUGAUUAUCAAACCUUAUGCUGCAGAUGAUCACAUCUGCAAAUGUUGGAGGAUGUCUUAAUCCAGUGAGCGGUCCUGUUUAAAUCUAGACAAGGAUCUCUUCCUCAGGAAAGCAUUUUUUUUUACACAUGAUGCUGUUUGUAAUCUUGUUUACAUAAUUAGUGCUUUCCCAAUCUCUUUGUGUUUCUGUAUUUAAAUGUAAUUGGAGCUAUUUAAAUACAGCUGCUGCACAUUCAGAUGCUGACGGUCAGUACCUCUUCAGCAAACAAGUUGAAAGUUGUGUAGUUACAGAAUGAUUCUUCAAGGAACAUAUUUGCAUUACUGGUUUAAGAGUAAUUUAACUGUUGCUGUAGAGGAGGAGAAAAAUCUGGGUUCUGGCUUCCUAUUCCUACUAAAAUAUGAAGCAAAAAGUUUGGACACUGUAUACGAUAUAAGAACUGAUAACUUUUGCUGUGCUUCUGUCUCUGAUUGGGAGUGAGUUCUCUACAGAAGAGCUGUAGAUGUUUGCUUAAACAGGAUAAAGCCUGAUCAUGAAUGUACUUGUUAAAUGGGCUCUGGGAAAAGUCAGAUAACCAUAUGCACCCCCAAAUGGCAAUAUCCUGCAUACGAAGGAAAUGCAUGGAGCAUCAGUUACUUCAAUAAAUACAAAUGUCUUGA
Messenger RNA from Heteronotia binoei (common prickly gecko), 1608 nucleotides. It is a transcript of the gene SYPL1, whose product is annotated as synaptophysin like 1. Gene Ontology annotation, cellular component: synaptic vesicle membrane; synaptic vesicle. Bases 176 to 886 code for a protein of 236 amino acids. Lineage: Eukaryota; Metazoa; Chordata; Lepidosauria; Squamata; Gekkonidae. The record is from RefSeq and is a predicted model, not a curated record. The transcript has 5 exons.